UCAGACGCUGCCCUUUCCAAUUUUCCUAUUCCCGAUAUGAUCGGGCUCCCAUUUUCCUGAAUUCGCAGAGAGGCCCAUAACCAGAACCAGAAGAAACACUAACCACAAAAACGGAAAAAGGGAGGAAAAUAGAACAAACACAAAAGUUAAGCUUCAAUUCACAGCUUGGGCAUUCUCCACGAAUACUUUCGACUCAGAUUUUGUUCGUUUGUUUAUCGAGAUGACACCGGUUUGUCCAUUUGUGAAAGCUGCGCGUCCCGAUGAUUCGUCGUUGAAAAAACCAGGGGAAAAUCCGAGCAAACAUGGUGCAGAGCAUGAUGGGAAGGGGAAGAAAGACUCUGGUGACUCCGCUACUGCGUCUCCUGCCAAGUGCCCCUUCGGAUAUGACUCUGCCAAUGCUUCUCCUAAGUGUCCCGUUGGAUAUGAUUCUGCUUCAACUUCUCCUAAGUCGGGUAGCAUUUCUCCAAAGUGUCCUCUUGGAUAUGAUUCUCAAUCGUUUAAAAUCGGCCCUCUCAGUUGUAUUUUGUGCCAAGCACUUCUCUUUGAGAGUAGCAAAUGCGUGCCUUGUUCUCAUGUCUUUUGCAAAGCAUGUAUCUCCCGCUUUAGAGAUUGCCCAUUAUGUGGAGCUGAUAUUGAGAAGAUUGAAGCUGAUACCAAUCUCCAGGCUGUUGUUGAUCGGUUCAUUGAGGGUCAUGCUAGAAUUAAGAGGUCUCAUAUUGACACGGACGGAGAGGAACAAGUAGGUGAUAAUAAAAAAGUGAUAUAUGAGGAUGUGUCUUUGGAGAGAGGUGCUUUUUUGGUGCAACAAGCCAUGAGGGCUUUUCGCGCCCAGAACGUGGAAAGUGCCAAAUCGAGACUGAGUAUCUGUGCAGAAGACAUCCGGGGUCAGAUAGAAACAACAGGCAACACUUCAGAGUUGUGUUCACAGCUUGGAGCUGUCCUGGGUAUGCUUGGUGACUGCUGUCGAGCAAUGGGAGAUUCUAGUUCGGCAGUUGCUUAUUUUGAAGAGAGCGUAGAAUUCCUCUCAAAAUUACCUACAGAUGAUCAGGAGAUCACACACACUCUUUCUGUUUCGCUUAAUAAAAUUGGAGACCUUAAAUAUUACGAUGGAGAUUUGGAAGCUGCUAGAUCUUACUAUUUUCGUUCCCUCAAUGUGCGCCGUGAUGCCAUCAAACAGCAUACUGAUGUUUCAUCUCAGACCCUAGAUGUGGCUGUAUCCCUAGCAAAAGUUGCUGAUGCUGAUAGGAGUCUUGGUAAGGAGGAUGCAGCACUCGACAGAUUUCAGGAAGCCAUAAAACUAUUGGAAUCUUUGUCAUUGAAACCUGAAGAAGCUGCUCUCGAGAAGCGGCGCCUUUCAGUGCUGGAAUUUCUUAACAGUCAACUUGCAGAGAAGAAAGUCUGAUUAAACUCCCUGAAGCCAGGUCACCUGAGCAGAGAACAAAAAAUCAAGCCACACAAAAUGGCUCUUUUUCUGUAUAUAUGCAAAAUCAACUCUAUAUCAAAUAAUCUCCAUUAUAGUCACCGAUGAUUCCCUGAAGAUCGAUCAAAAGCUUUUGGAGAAUGUUUCAGGGAGUCCCACAGCACAAGUAGGGACCACUCUUCUCAUGUAUCCUUUUAUAAUAUGCCUACGUCUGAUUUAGCUAGUCAAGUAGCGGCUGUAUGAGACUUCAUUGCGCUGUUGUCUAGUGUAAGUUGCCUGAGCACUUGAGUUACUAUGUUGUACGGAUCUUAUGGUCAUCGCCUCUUAAGUUCCACUAUUGUUCUUCCAGUGGUUUUUGUUCCUUUUCCAAAUUCACCUCCUGUGAAUAAGAAUUUGGAGCAUGUUCUUAAAAGAUUACCCCUAUAACAUCUGCAAGGCAUGCUAUCUUAUGAGGAACUAAAAAGCACUAAGCUAUCUUAUGAGGAACUAAAAAGCACUAAGCGAGUCUUUCUGAACUCGAAAAUGUGCCUAGUCAUAUGUUGGGAAAAAUGCUAUAUGUUGUCACAGACGUUAAAACAUAAAUAAAUGAUGAUUGAUAUCGGUACA
Messenger RNA from Jatropha curcas, 2026 nucleotides. Its product is annotated as zinc ion binding protein. Gene Ontology annotation, biological process: protein ubiquitination. The record is from RefSeq and is a predicted model, not a curated record. Lineage: Eukaryota; Viridiplantae; Streptophyta; Magnoliopsida; Malpighiales; Euphorbiaceae. Gene Ontology annotation, molecular function: protein binding; ubiquitin protein ligase activity.